Messenger RNA from Pseudoliparis swirei, 4780 nucleotides. RefSeq names its product kinesin family member 3B (gene kif3b). Gene Ontology annotation, molecular function: microtubule binding; ATP binding; microtubule motor activity. NCBI's taxonomy places the organism in Eukaryota, Metazoa, Chordata, Actinopteri, Perciformes, Liparidae. The coding region runs from base 264 to 2549 and encodes 761 amino acids. Gene Ontology annotation, biological process: microtubule-based movement. The record is from RefSeq and is a predicted model, not a curated record. The transcript is spliced from 9 exons.
GGUCCCCCCGAAGCUCGCGAGCUUUUUAUACGCGUUAAUGCUUUAUUUUUUACACGUACAACUUUAGUGGGAAGGGGGGAUGCAGAGCUCGAAUCUGGCAACCCAGUAACCGGGACGGUUGUGGGGACGAGCAGCGGCUAAUGGCUUCCUGGGAGUUCUCGAUUAGCUAACGGUCGCCACUGUGUCUGAUGUGGGCCUUCGUGUCGCUGAACCGCUCCUGAAGCUGCACUUGGGAGCGUACCAAGUACACAACGGUCUGCGACAUGUCCAAGAGCAAGGGCCCCGAGACGGUCAAGGUGGUGGUCCGCUGCCGCCCCAUGAACGAGAAAGAGCGGGCGGCCAAGUUCGAAAGGGUGGUCGCCGUCGACGUCAAACUGGGCCAGAUCCUGGUCAGGAACCCCCGGGAGGCCUCGUCCAGCGGCCACCCCAAAGUCUUCACCUUCGAUUCGGUCUACGACUGGAACUCCAAGCAGAUCGAUCUGUACGACGAGACCUUCAGGCCCCUGGUGGAUUCGGUUCUGCUCGGGUUCAACGGGACCAUUUUUGCCUACGGGCAGACCGGUACGGGGAAGACGUACACGAUGGAGGGCGUGAGGAACGACGUCGAGAGGAGAGGCGUGAUCCCCAACUCCUUCGAGCACAUCUUCACUCACAUCUCCCGCUCCCAGAACCAGCAGUACCUGGUGAGGGCGUCGUAUCUCGAGAUCUACCAGGAGGAGAUCAAAGACCUGCUCUCCAAGGACCAGACGCGCCGCCUGGAGCUGCGCGAGCGGCCCGACACCGGCGUCUACGUCAAGGACCUGUCGUCCUUCGUCACCAAGAGCGUGCGCGAGAUCGAGCACGUCAUGAACGUGGGCAACCAGAACCGCUCGGUGGGCGCCACCAACAUGAACGAGCACAGCUCGCGCUCGCACGCCAUCUUCGUCAUCACCGUGGAGUGCGGCGAGCUGGACGACGACGGGGAGAACCACAUCCGGGUGGGCAAGCUGAACCUGGUGGACUUGGCCGGCAGCGAGCGGCAGACCAAGACCGGCGCUCAGGGCGAGCGGCUCAAAGAAGCCACCAAGAUCAACCUGUCGCUGUCGGCGCUGGGCAACGUCAUCUCGUCCCUGGUGGACGGCCGGAGCAGCCACGUGCCGUACCGCGACUCCAAGCUCACCCGCCUGCUGCAGGACUCCCUGGGGGGCAACGCCCGCACCGUCAUGGUCGCCAACAUCGGCCCGGCGUCCUACAACGUGGAGGAGACGCUGACCACGCUGCGCUACUCCAACCGCGCCAAGAACAUCAAGAACAAGCCGCGCAUCAACGAGGACCCGAAGGACGCGCUGCUGCGCGAGUUCCAGGAGGAGAUCGCCCGGCUGAAGGAGCAGCUGCAGCGGCGCUCGGGGAAGAAGAAGAAGAGGAGGCAGAGGAGGCGGGACGGGAGCGACGGCGGCGAGGAGGAGGAGGAGGAGGACGGGGAGACGGAGGACGAGGACGAGGAAGACGGCGGGGACGACAAAGGGGAUUACUGGCGGGAGCAGCAGGAGAAGCUGGAGAGGGAGAGGAAGGCCAUCAUGGAGGACCACAGCCUGGUGGCGGAGGAGAAGGUUCUGCUGCUGAAGGAGAAGGAGAAGAAGAUGGAAGACUUGAAGAAGGAGAAGGACGCCGGAGAGAUGCUCGCUGCCAAAGUGAAGGCGAUGGAGAGCAAGCUCCUCGUCGGGGGGAAGAACAUCGUGGAUCACACCAACGAGCAGCAGAAGAUGCUGGAGACGAGGAGGCAGGAAAUCGCCGAACAGAAACGGAGCGAGCGAGAGAUGCAGCAGCAGAUGGACUGUCGCGACGAAGAGACUCUGGAGCUGAAGGAGACGUACAGCUCCCUGCAGCAGGAGGUCGACAUCAAGACCAAGAAGCUGAAGAAGCUGUUUGCCAAGCUGCAGGCCGUGAAGGCCGAGAUCCACGACAUCCAGGAGGCGCACAUCAACGAGCGGCAGGAGCUGGAGCAGACCCAGAACGAGCUCACCAGGGACCUCAAGCUCAAACAUCUGAUCAUCGAGAACUUCAUCCCGUCGGAGGAGAAGAACAAGAUCGUCAACCGGGCGUACUUUGACGAGGAGGACGAGUACUGGAAGACGAAGCCCAUCACGCGUAUCGAGGAUGACCAUCAGAUGAUGACCCGGCCUCUGUCCGCGGUCGGCUACCGCCGGCCUCUCAGCCAGCACUCCCGCAUGGCCAUGAUGAUGAGGCCCGACAUGAGAUACAAGGCGGAGAACGUCAUGAUGCUGGACAUGGACCUGCCCGCCCGGACCACCAAGGAGUACCAGGAGCCGGUCAUCGCCCCCAAGGUGGCGGCGGCUCUGGAGAGCGCCCUGCGGGACGAGGACGAGAUCCAGGUGGACGCCUCCGGCUUCCACAGCGGUCCGCCGGCCACGCCGCCCGCCGGCCUCAAGAAACCAAAGUCCGGUCGCCCCCGCACAGGCAGGAAGUCGAGCACGCCGACCUCGCCGUUCAGCCCCUCCAGCCCCGGGUCGCCACUUUACCCACAAUCCCGCGGGCUGGUGCCCAAGUGACGACCUCCGACACCUGCUGCCACCGACCCGACUCUCUCUCUCUCUUUGCACCUUUUUCACUUUGGGAGAGAAGGAGGAGGGGGGGGGGAGGAGGAGGAGGAGGGGGGGGGGUCUCGUCUCGUCUCCUUUCUGCAAACUACAGGAAAAAGAAACUUUAAAAAACGAAUGCUGCUUUUCUAGGUUUGAACUGUAACCACACGCCACUAUCGAGGGCGAGUCAUCGCCACGACAACCGCCACGCAUGAAGCCUCACACACACACACUCUGCUGUUACCGUGUGUGUGUGCGCUGCUGCUCAAAGGUUUGUCGGUCUUCUGAGGAGGAGGAGAAGUUUAAAUGUCCGUCUCUCAGCUUCACCUCGUCACAUUCCAGAUGCUUCCAGGUGUUUAUUGCACUUUAAAUCACCAUCUGCACACGUCUCCACACACACACACACACACUCACACACACUCGUGUUCUCGUGCUUUCUUCUGUCCUCAGAUCGUCUUCUGGGUCUCUCAGAAUCACAAAAUCACAAAGCGUGAAAGACGAGAUGCAGAAAUCUUAAUAUUCUGGAGCGGCUCAAACGCUUGAGCAGCAGCGUGUCGACGGGUACACAAAUAUAUACAUAUAUAUAUAUAUAUAUAGAACGUUCUUAAUGUAGAGAAAGCGGCGGACUGCAGGGUCCUCGGUCCUCUCCUCUCUCCCCAGAUGUGUGUGUGGGAGUUGUAGUCCUCUCUAGCUGUGAGUGACUACAACUUUUUUUAUUUCCCCCACUGCAUGAUUGUAAAUGCACAGGCCAGGCCCCCAUCCCCCCCCCCCCCCCCCGUGCCUCAUCAGGGCUCCAAGCUGCCUUAACCUGUGUCUCUGCUCCUUUUUAUUUGAGGUGUGCACACACACACACACUCAUUCCUCUGUCUCUUUUCCCCCUCUUCUUCGUUGGUAUUCUUUCCAUCAUUGGGGGGGGGGGGGGUUCUCAUCCACUGUGACGUUUCAAAUGAUGCUGCACUUGCUCAGAGGCAAUCCUGUGUGUGUCACACAUACACACACAUUUAAAUAUUCAAUAUUGGGAAAUCAAACUAACUUAUAAGCUUUCAUUUUUAUAUACAGAUGUAAAUAUAAUUUUCUAUUCCGUUUUCUUCUUUAAAAAUAGAUUUAUCGUUUUAUUUUUGGAGCUUUGUGAUAUUUAACGUGUUUUUCUCUGUUGUGUGUGUGUGUGUACGAUGUGAAGUCCAAAGUAGCUCUAAUCGUCAAUACUCCCACGGUCACUGAACUCACCACCACUGUGUGGUCCUGAUGAGAAUAGCGGCUCCUUUCCGGGCCAUUCAUAGGAAUAUUUUUUGGGGGGUGAAAUGUGAAUUGUAAUCCCUGAGCGUCCGUAACCAUGGCAACGUCACCGGAGCCAAACUCCCCCGCUCAGACUUUCUUGAGACCAAAUUUCUAUGUGCUGUUUUUUUAUUAGCCAAAUGAGGAAAUGUGUGUUUGAACUUGUUUAGUUUCUUUGGAUGAUUAAAGACAAUUCAGUGAACACUUUAAAAAAAAAAUAUAUGUUGUCUUCCCUUCAUUACGACCCAGUGGUUCAACAAACUAAACUUUUGCUCAGAACUUCUUUUUUUUUGUAGAAACAAGUUUAUUCACCUCAAACAAGUAAUGUUUGAGGUGAAUAAACAUGAAUUAAAACUCUAAAAUAAUCCCUAUAAUUCCUCAGACGGGUCAUUAAACUAUUACACUUCAAAUAAAAUGAGCGUCUUUCCGCAGCAAGUUUGUAUUUCAACAUAAAAUAAAAGUGUGCUUCCUUUUAACCUAUCAAAAUAAAAGUCAGAUUUAACUAUAAAGAGGAAGUAGAUUAAAACGUCUAUACAUUUUUCAAACAAUACAAUAUAAAAGGCAAAAAACACAAAUCAAUAAACCUUUCAUGGGGUUAUUUACAAAGUCUUUAAUAAUAAUUAAAAAGCCAGUCCUCCAGCUCCCUCCUCAUGUCCUCCCUCCUCAUGUCCUCCCUCCUCGGGUCCUCAGGUCCUUCGGCCUCAAUAGUGAGUUUUGGUUUUCAGGGCUCGUCGGUGGUCUGGAGGGUUCUGGAGGAUUUGGGUCUUUCAACUAUUUCUAGUGUGAUGUAGAGUCUGAACAUAACAUCUGGUCACAAUUAUGAUCUGUCUGUGAAUUUUUAAUUAUGAGACAUAUUUUGCCAGACAAAUGUCAUUUUAGUGAAAAUGACCGAACCUCAAAAUAAAAAUCAUCGUGGCUGCACUUCA